CGGGAGGGAGCCAGGGAGGGCUCUUUGGAGAGGGGAUCUUGAUGAUAAUGAGAUAGCAUAGACAGUUAGCAUUUUCCCUUUGCAAAUUAUCUGACCUCGUCGUUGUAGCUACAUUAGAUACUAGCAUAGUGUGUCUCAUGAGUUUCCGUUGAACCGGAUAGUUUAAAGGGCUUUCUCUAUACAACCAGCUAGUUUGCGCGCUUACGGGAUGUCAAAGCGUCUGCGCAACAACAGAGACUGUCAGGUCUGCGCUGAUUGUAGCGCCCCGGGCCCAUGUUGGGGCUCAGUGAACAGGGGUGUGCUGGUCUGUGAUGAGUGCUGCAGCAUCCACCGGGGUCUGGGACGACACAGUUCCCAAGUCCGACACCUGACCCAUACACCAUGGCCCCCCUCCCAACUACAGAUGGUUCAGACAUUGUACAGCAAUGGGUCCAACUCCAUCUGGGAGCACUGCCUUCUGGAUCCCUCGUCUAUCUCGAGUGGGAAACGCAAGGCCAACCCCCAGGACAGAGUCCAUCCCCAUAAAACGGAGUUCAUCAAGGCCAAAUAUCAGAUGCUGGCUUAUGUCCAUCGAAUGCCCUGUCGAGAGGAUGACAGUGUCACUACGAAGGACCUCAGUAAGCAACUCCACUCCAGUGUUCGGACUGGGAACCUGGAGACGUGCCUGAGACUGUUGUCUUUGGGAGCCCAGGCCAACUUCUUCCACCCGGAAAAAGGAAACACUCCGCUGCAUGUAGCAGCUAAGGCAGGCCAGGUGUCGCAGGCAGAGUUGCUGGCUGUGUAUGGGGCGGAUCCCGAUGCCCUAGACAUGGGGGGUAAGACCCCUAUUGACUACGCAAGACAAGCAGGUCAUCAGGAGCUGGCAGACAGACUGGUAGAGAUCCAGUAUGAACUCACUGACUGCUUGGCAUUUUACCUCUGUGGGAGAAGGCCAGAUCAUAGAAACGGACAGCACUUCAUAAUUCCACAAAUGGCUGACCGCAGUCUGGAUUUGUCAGAAUUUGCAAAAGCUGCAAAGAAAAAACUCCAGUCUCUCACUAACCAUCAGUUUGAAGAGCUUGCCAUGGACGUUUAUGAUGAAGUGGACAGAAGAGAAACUGAUGCAGUGUGGCUGGUGACUCAGAACCACGGCACUCUGGUAACAGACACAACUGUGGUGCCUUUCCUCCCUGUCAACCCUGAGUACUCAUCCACCAGAAACCAGGGCCGGCAGAAACUAGCGAGGUUCAACGCACAUGAAUUUGCAACACUCGUCAUUGACAUAUUAACUGACGCCAAACGUCGGCAACGGGGGAACUCCUGUAAAAGUCCCAGAGAGGACAUAGAGCUCAUCCUGGAGGGAAUCAACAGCCGUCACGGGAGUGAUAACCAGGAUAAUGAAGACCAGCCAGAUUAUGACAGUGUGGCGUCUGAUGAAGAUCCAGAGCGGGAACCAGCCCCUGGGAAGAAUGGGAAAGAUGGCAGGACCAAGAGCUCCGAGUCGUCGGACUUGUCUGAUGGCCCCAUUACGUUGCAUGAGUUCAUGGAGGUGAAGAGCGCCCUCACGGCCUCCGAGGCCAAGAUACAGCAGCUACUCAAGGUCAACUGUCACCUGAGUGAGGAGCUCCAGUUGAUGCAGAGCAAGCUGAACUCCCUGCAGACUGAGAAGUCCUCCCUGAGAUGGCAGACACCCAGUGGCCAGCAGCACCCCCGGGACCUCUCCGGCCGCCCCCCUCUCCCCGGGGGCCGCCCCAUGUCCAUGUAUGAAACGGGCUCAGCCAUGAGGCAGUAUCCCCACAGGGGCGUGCCUCCUCGCCGUGACGACAGCCUCACCGUCCAGCCCCUCCCUACAAACAUUGGGAGGGGUCCUUUGGGGAACGCCUCCUCCUCCCUCCCUACCUUCCCCUCCUCCCUGUCCUGGUCGCGGGACGAGCGAGCUCGAAGGGGUUGUAGCCUGGAGGGACAGAGCCGCAUGCUGGAGAGUGACUAUGACAACACACCAAACCACACAGAACUGGAGGAGUCUGGUAUGGGCAGGAACAGCAGUUGGCUCUGGGAUAGCAGUACAGCAGAGCAGGGGGAGGAUGAGACUGAGGCUGACUCCACCCUGCCCUGCACAGAGGACGUCAUUUGUAAGACGGAGCAGAUCACCAAGAAUAUUCAGGAGCUGCUGAGGGCCGCGCAGGAGAACAAACAUGAGAGCUCCAGGCCAGGAAGUCUAGGCCGCUUCUCUGGCUUGCUGCCCUGCUGUGAGGGGGCCGGCCGCGGACGGACUUGUCUCUACAGCCUGGUGCCCUGCUCUGACAGGGCUGCCCAGGGCUGUCUAUCUACCCUGCUGCCCUGUUCUGAGAGUGCUGAGGGGGCCCCUGCUUCCUCUCUCCAGGCCCCCCCUGGCUCGUGCUUUGUACCGUGCUCAGAAAGAAUCCGUGUGGCUGUGAGAGAGAUGGCCAUCCUGUUUCCAAAGAGGCCAUGCUCAGACACAGUGCGAGGGUCUCUGCGGCUGCUCACCUCUAGUGCCAGCCGGCUCCAUGGGGAGUGCCAGAAGGCCUCGCCCCACAACCCUUGCCCCUCCGACAUGCAGCUGGUCACGCAGCAGGUCAUCCAGUGUGCCUAUGACAUUGCCAAGGCUGCCAAGCAACUCGUCACUGUGACAACCAAAGAGAACAGCAACUGAUGUUUUUUUAACCCAAGGACUAACAUCCCUUUUUAGAUAUUUGAGAGAUAUAUAUAUUAUCAGUACUAAUUUCAAGUUAGUGUUUAUCAGUGUUACCAUUGUUAUUUGUAUGCCACCAUUUUUAUUUAAAGUACUCAAUUCGUCUUAGUAAAUUUUCUAGUGAAGAAUGUUUACAGAAAGUGUACCUUGCGAAAUGUGGGUCACCCAAGGGAUUUGUCCAUCGGUUUGUCUGUUAGGCAGGUCAUCAUACUCUAGCAGUAUGAGUAUAUCUAUCUGGGAUUACCUCAAAAAGAGACAUUCGUUACUAUUUUGCAACAUUACACAUUUUAAACAGCCUUGGAUCAAUUUCAGGUGGCUGAACAUUUGUGGUUGCUGGGAGUGCUUGUUCUUGGUGCUCUCUGCUAUGCAACAAGGACAGUUGGCUGUCCAAAGCUUUCAAACAGUUCGCUUUUAACUUCUUAUUCAAGGCCAAACACAUUGGGAUCUUAAACCUAGUCAGAUCCAUAAUUAUUGGCACCCUUGAUAAUGAUGAUACUAAAAUAAAUACAUCUGACCAUAGCACUGCCUGGAGUUUGAUAAAAGGCAUUGGCACAUUGGAUUGGUGGAUCUUUGAUGUUAUGGGACUAUUUUGCUUCCACUGGUCCUGGGGCCCGUGUUAAGGUCAACAGCAGCAUGAACUUACCCAGUACCAGGACAUUUGAACCAAAAACCUGGUUGCCAAUGCCAGGAGGCUGACACUUGGCUGCAAGUGGAUCUUCCAGCAAGACAAUAACCCUAAGCACUAAUGAAAAUCCACGAAGAAAUUGUUAAUUGACCACAAAAUCAACAUUUUCCAAUGGCCAUCUCAUUCUCCGGACUUGAACACCCAGUGGUUUAAAUUGAAGAGGGCACUCCAUAAGAGCAUGAGGAAUGCUCUAAGAUCCCUCGCAACGUGUUCUCCAAUCUCAUGAUACAUUUUAGCAAAAGGCUGUGUCUUUAUCCUCACAAGGGGAGGGCGAUAGACUAUUGAAAACAGGGGUGCCAAUAAUUUUGACUUAUUUUAUUUUUGAGCCAACAAUAUAGCUCAGUAUUUGUAUUUAUUUGAUAGUUUUUUGCUGAUCUUUAUCAAGGGUGCCAACAAUUAUGGGCCUGAUUGUAGCUUAGUGGAAUACUGAGCCAUGAUGCGUCCAUUACAACGUUUUCCUCAAGGUAUUUUCCAUUAAUGCCAUUUUUAUGUUUCAUGCCAAAGCCAUAAAGGUGAGGACAACGCCCAAGUCAGUUUUCCAUUGGUCAGUUUCUUUUCGUAGUUGUUUGAGCUCAAAAGGUAUAGCAAAAAAAGGAUCAUACCUCACACACAUGCCCAAUAUCAAUUUUGUUUUAGUGUAGUGUGUUUUUUAUGACGUUUAUCCCAAAGGGAUACUCAAAACAGCCGACCCAAAUUCUAUAAUUUGUUUUAUAAAAAGAUAUUAGUAUAAAAAUGUACAAACCAUCUAUUCUUAAUUCAUACAACCCAUCUCUAUAUUCUAUGUAUGAAUACAAUCUCACACUUGACAAAUUGUCAACAUUUUAUUUUCUUAAAACUUUUUAACAGUUUUUAACGAGUUCCCUCGUAUUCUGUGCUGUUUUAAGGCAUGCAAGUUUUCAUAUUGGUGAUGUCUUCUAUACAGCAUUUGGAUUUCAAUAUAUCCACAGGCAAUCAGAUGUGCUUGUGAUCUCUCUCACUCUGUGUGUGUGUGUGUGUCCCAUAAUUUACAUUGUCUUUCUUGUGCUGCAUGUGGUAAAACAUGUUCAUCUAAUAGGGUUUUAAGAUGUGUUAAAAGCAUUUGUCCUUUUUACAUGUAUUAUGGGCCAUACAGUCAUGUGGGGGUCAUGUGUUGUCCAGGGAUGUGGGGAUCAAUUGUGUGCCAUUGCGUGUUAUGAGCCAGACAACAGUCAUACAGUUACUUACAUUGUGAUUGAAAUAAAGAACUGCCUUUUAAAGUAAUAAACUUGAAUUUAUAACUCGA
This is a messenger RNA of Oncorhynchus nerka (sockeye salmon), 4638 nucleotides long. Its product is annotated as ARF GTPase-activating protein GIT2-like. Gene Ontology annotation, biological process: regulation of G protein-coupled receptor signaling pathway; brain development; regulation of ARF protein signal transduction. NCBI's taxonomy places the organism in Eukaryota, Metazoa, Chordata, Actinopteri, Salmoniformes, Salmonidae. Gene Ontology annotation, cellular component: synapse. The transcript is spliced from 21 exons. The coding region runs from base 209 to 2653 and encodes 814 amino acids. The record is from RefSeq and is a predicted model, not a curated record. Gene Ontology annotation, molecular function: small GTPase binding; GTPase activator activity.